Messenger RNA from Callorhinchus milii (elephant shark), 792 nucleotides. RefSeq lists its product as uncharacterized. The transcript has 5 exons. The record is from RefSeq and is a predicted model, not a curated record. Bases 1 to 792 code for a protein of 263 amino acids. Lineage: Eukaryota; Metazoa; Chordata; Chondrichthyes; Chimaeriformes; Callorhinchidae.
AUGCUGGGUGCUCUGGCGUUCAGUUUCCUUGUGGUUCUGCUGCCCUGUGUUUGCCCACAAGGAAGUACAAAUCGUACUUAUUUUUUAGAUAAAGAUGGCAGCUUCAAGAUGAUUGGAUUAGAGGUCCAGGGAAACGGGCCAGUUGCGUGGAGGUGGAAACCUCAUUCUGAGGAAAACACUGAGAAAACCCUGGUGACUUUCACUCGAAGGGAUCAGUGGUGGGAAGCAAACUGGGGCCAAACAUACUACAGUGACUUUUAUAGUACAGAUAAGCGUGACUAUAUGAUAAAAAACGAAUCUGACAGCCCUAGUUUGAUAUUUUCUUCCCUCAAAUAUAAACUUGCAGGAUUGUUUCUGCUCACACAGCCCGAGAAUAAUCACACCUUGUAUCAGCACGAAGUUUUUGGAGUCAAAGUUGAAAAGGAGCGAUAUCCUGUUUACUCAGACAAUGAUGUCACACUGAGCUGCAGCAUCUCCAGACUCCCACAUGGCGUCAGUCUUCAGUGGAAACACAGAGAGUCCACACAGCACAACAGCGGGAACAGCACAGAGCAGCUCCUGAUCAACAACACACUGUAUCUGAUAGUCAGACACGUUAGAGAGGACGACAAACAGAAAUAUAUGUGUGAAGUGCAGGACAAUGGCUCCACUGUUCUCACGGGGAACAUGGAUUUUGAGGUCUACACAUAUGAGUAUGUUACACAAAGACUUUAUCGGUCAAGCACAAAUCGCAGUGAACUGCACCUAAUUUGUGGAAAUCAGUUCAUUCUCAAUAUCCAGAAACCCAAAUAG